This is a messenger RNA of Micromonas commoda, 1308 nucleotides long. It is a transcript of the gene UPM1, whose product is annotated as uroporphyrin III methylase. Gene Ontology annotation, molecular function: uroporphyrin-III C-methyltransferase activity. The coding region runs from base 1 to 1308 and encodes 435 amino acids. The transcript has a single exon. Lineage: Eukaryota; Viridiplantae; Chlorophyta; Mamiellophyceae; Mamiellales; Mamiellaceae. The record is from RefSeq and is a predicted model, not a curated record. Gene Ontology annotation, biological process: siroheme biosynthetic process.
AUGCGCGCGACGCCCGCGCUCGAACGCCGAGCGCUCUCCUCCCUCGGCGCGUCCUCUAGGACGUCGAUUGGUGCCGUGACGCGCGCCGGAAGAUUCGGCCCAUCGUCGCGGGUGCCCCACGCGCGGUCGCCCCUUCGCGCGCGCGCGGGCGACCGCGACCGCGUGCCCGACGGGGACAAGAACAGCCGCUACUACUCCGAAUCCGCCGCGGGCCCCGCCGAGCUCGACUCCCUCCUCGAGCUCUACCUGUCCAAGUGCCGCAGCAACGCCGCCGCCGACGCCGCGCGCGCCGCGCUCGAACGGCCCUCCGCGGAGCCGUCGCCCGCGUCGAUCCCCCCGCGAGGUCCGAGCGCCGGCAAGGUUUACCUCAUCGGCACCGGCCCGGGCGACCCCGGGCUCCUCACGCUGAAGGCGUACCACCUCAUGCAGACCGCCGACGUCGUCCUCUACGACCGACUCGUCUCCCCGCAGAUCCUCGACCUCGUCUCCACAAACUCCACCAUGCUGUACGUCGGCAAGCAAUCCGGGUACCACACCCGAACGCAGGACGAGAUCGAGGCGAUGAUGCUCGCGUUCGCGGCGAACGGCGCGACGAUCGUCAGGCUCAAGGGCGGCGACCCGCUCGUGUUCGGCAGGGGCGGCGAGGAGAUGGAGGCGCUCGCCGCGCGGGGGCACGAGGUGCGCAUCGUCCCCGGCAUCACCGCCGCCGCGGGGGUUGGUUCGGAGCUCGGCAUCCCGCUGACCCACCGAGGGGUGGCGACGUCGGUGCGGCUGCUCACGGGGCACCUGCGCGAGGGCGCCGCGAAAGAGGCGGCCAGCGGCGACGGCAACGCGGUCGCGGACGCCGUGGACUUUGCCGUCACCAGCGCGGACCUCGACACCACGCUCGUCGUGUACAUGGGCCUCGCCACGCUCCCGGCGUUGGCGGCCAAGCUGCUCGCGUCCGGCUUCCCCGCCGAUACUCCCGCGGUGGCGGUGGAAAGGGGAACCACGCACCUCGAGCGGCGGGUGUUCAGCACCAUCGAAAACCUCCCGGCGUCCGUCGCGACGUGCGGGUUGAAAUCCCCCACGCUGCUCAUCGUCGGGGCGACGGUGAAGUUGUCCCCGUGGUGGCCGUGGCGAGACCGAGCGGGCGACGCCGUCGCUCCGCCGAGCGCUUCCCCGGCGUACGACCUUCAGACGGGUUUGCCGUCCGAGGACACGAGGGAGUGGUUCACGGAGCACUCGCGGACGCUCGGGAAGCUCCGGGAGAUGGGAAAAGGGGUCGAGGAACCCUCGGAGGAGGGAGACCCGUCGCCUGCGCGGUGA